AUGCCGAAACCGGCUCAAACGACCGAACAGCCUAAACCUCAGACCACCACCCAGGGUCCUCCUCCCAAACCGACCAACAACGGCAGCAACAAUCAAAACACAACACCUAAACCUCCGCCGCCGCCGCCGACGACGUCUCAUGGAAACCCCUUCGGAAUUGGUGGCUACGGCGGUCUCAGCUUUGGCACUGAUGGUAUUGAGCACAGCGGCGGUCUCGGUGUCGAGAUCGGCGGAAAGACAUACGGCAUUGAUCACAACGGCGGUAUCCACUGGAAGCGUCUCGAGCCGCGGGCACCUCAGCUUCCGAACAUCAAUAAGACUGUGAUCGAAGACUUCACCGGCGACACGUACAACUGGACUGUCAACGUACCGACUGGCAACUAUCGGCUGGCUGCGUAUGAUACGCAGACGGGAAUCAUGAGCAACAGCCACAUCUUCGAAGUCGUCGACGGUGGCACCUCCUGCAUGACUGCUGCGGACUGGGGCGAUCUUCCGACUGGUCUCAGCGCAGGAGCGAUCGCCGGCCUCGUUGUCGGUUUGAUCGCCGGUCUGUCGAUUCUCGGAGCCAUCUUCUACGUCCUUCGGCGGAGAAGGCGAUCUAGCGGCCACAGGCAGGGUCAUGGACACGGAGAGUUCUGGAGAGUCCACAGCAACCACUCUGUGGAGAGCUUUGGUAAUCUCGGGGCCGGUGGGCGCAGUUUCCGGGUACCGAAGUCACCACGGGAAGCGUAUUGGAACGAUCCCGCAUCGGCACAGUAUGAACUGAACGAGAAGGGCUCGCACUACUAUGCCGGUAACACGCCGCCGCUCCCUAGCCACACCUUCCGACCACUUCGUCCACCGCUCCCCGACCUUCCUCCUACAACGCCGCGGGCCGACAGCCCCUGGGACAGUGACACGAUAGCGACGUCCGAUCGGCGGUUCAGCAGAGACCUCAGUACUCAUACGGGAACGUCACACUGGCCGCCGGCGUCGAUUCACUCAGGCAAUAGAUCCUUCAUGGGCGGGUCGAUGCUUCAACCGACAGUCACGGGCCACUCGAUUGCGGCGACUGCCCACUCUAUCGCGGCUACUGCUGGCUCGUUCCAAGACCGCAUGCCGCCCUCGAUCAUGGAGGUGCGAGCGGGUGUGCGAUCGGUAGCUAUGUCGGCGGUCUCGUCAAUGGCCACUGCUGGAGACCGAGAGCCACCCGUCCUCCCCGUGUCGCCCGAUAACACAGGAGAUACUGUCGACAUGCUCGACAUUAACUCGGCCUACGGCGGCAUUGACUCGACGGGCGGUGGCUAUAGCCACAUGGAGAGGAGCAGCCGACCAGAGAACCCUGCCUGGGUCCCGCAGACCCCGUCAGCUUCCGCCUGCAAACCUCUCAGCGAUGAGUCCUACACUCCCAGCUCGCCGGUACCGGAGAGCUCGGCCCCGCGCCUGCUUGCUGGCCCUACCGCACCGUUACGUCCCAAACCACGGUCACCCGAUCACGCACGGGCGCAGACUGGUAGUGGCGCUCCUGAGCCCGCCUCCUCGGAGGCGGGGGCGGGGCACGCUCGCGAGGACAGCGAGAGUUCCGGCGAGACGGCCUCGACGACGACGGCGCACAUUCAGAAAACCAUGAAUAAUCUGAAGCAGCAACACCGUAACGACUCCGAUAACGACAUCGCCCGUUCCUUCCCCAACACGUUCUCAUUCCUGGAGCAUCCAUAUUCGAUGCCCAACGCGCCGGGCGACCGCGUGUCGAACCCACUCAGCCAGAUGUGGAGCCCGAGCGACGGAGGUCACUCGGACUGGUCGCACUGGGGACGCAGAACGGACGAGGCAUAG
Molecule: messenger RNA, 1815 nt
Organism: Trichosporon asahii var. asahii CBS 2479
Lineage: Eukaryota; Fungi; Basidiomycota; Tremellomycetes; Trichosporonales; Trichosporonaceae
Exons: 1
Coding region: 1-1815 (604 amino acids)
Source: RefSeq, a predicted model, not a curated record